This is a messenger RNA of Canariomyces notabilis, 277 nucleotides long. RefSeq lists its product as uncharacterized. The transcript has 3 exons. Bases 34 to 270 code for a protein of 78 amino acids. The record is from RefSeq and is a predicted model, not a curated record. Lineage: Eukaryota; Fungi; Ascomycota; Sordariomycetes; Sordariales; Chaetomiaceae.
CUCGGAUUCGCAGACCAAGACUCCAAGAGUUCAAUGAGACGUUCCCAGUCUCCUCAAGGAGGCGCAAGAUGUUGCACGCUCCGUAGGGCGGUGCUCAACUGGGCUACUACUAGUAGUACCUACCGGGUUACUAAGGCGUGUUGUCGCACGCGCGCGGCAUUGUAUGUGUGUACGGCUUGGGAAUGCAUCUGGAAGAAGCGGUUAACCAGGUCCCAGUGUCGGGAAUGGCUGUCCGUAUACGGGACACCAGGCGUCUGUGAGUCCUCUUAAGCCUUGC